UUUUUAGAUGGAAAAUUACAUUUUCCAGAAUUUCUGAAAGUAAUGCACAAUCAUUGUCGUGUAGAAAAAUUACCUAAUGAAAUUUUAGCAGCUUUCAAAGCUAAUGAUCGUCAGCACAGUGGAACUAUACAUAGUAAACAUCUCAAACAUUUAUUGCAAGGUUGGGGAGAACAUUUAAAUAGCAAAGAAGUUGAACAAAUUUUUCGAGAAGCCAAUGUCCAUCCAAAUGGCAAAGUUAACUAUGAUGAAUUUGUAAAAAUUGCUUGUGCGCCAAUUCCUGAUUAUUACUAAUCAUCACAUUUAUAUAAGAUUAUUAAUUUAUUUAGUUUUAAGAAUAUUAAUUGAUGUACUCCACCUGUUUUGGAAUGUAAGACCGCUCAGCCACCUCCUACCCCAUGCUUUCCCUAAAAAUGUUUUCAUUCACAUAUUUCUUAUAUACUUAAAUUUAUGCUGCCUAGUAUUAUAAGUUAACAUUCAACCAUGUUUUWUGUGAAACUAUAUUUGAGUAUAAUUAAUAAUUAUAUUUAGAAUUUUUAAACUCA
Diuraphis noxia (Russian wheat aphid) is the source of this 542-nucleotide messenger RNA. RefSeq lists its product as uncharacterized. The record is from RefSeq and is a predicted model, not a curated record. Gene Ontology annotation, cellular component: myosin II complex. Gene Ontology annotation, molecular function: calcium ion binding. NCBI's taxonomy places the organism in Eukaryota, Metazoa, Arthropoda, Insecta, Hemiptera, Aphididae.